Molecule: messenger RNA, 2318 nt
Organism: Sebastes umbrosus (honeycomb rockfish)
Lineage: Eukaryota; Metazoa; Chordata; Actinopteri; Perciformes; Sebastidae
Gene: usp21
Product: ubiquitin specific peptidase 21
Exons: 12
Coding region: 380-1582 (400 amino acids)
Biological process (GO): protein deubiquitination
Cellular component (GO): cytoplasm
Molecular function (GO): cysteine-type deubiquitinase activity
Source: RefSeq, a predicted model, not a curated record
UCUCCCUCCCUGUCUCUCUCUCUCUCUCUCACACCGGUGACAGGGCAGGGGAGAGAGGUAGACUUUCAGUUCUAGCCUACAGACGCACAGUGAAACAGUAGACGUCCCCUUAUGCAUUUUUAACAGCUCAGCAGGUGAUGGGAACAGUUUGGAUAGGACAGUUUGUCCACAGAUAGAGUGACCCAAGUGCUCAGCUGUGAAUGACUUCCCUCGUCAUUUGCCUGGAAAAAAAAUGGACUCUAUCUCCCUUAUGAGCUACCAUCACGUUCUGCUCACCUUUGACACUUGCAUGUGAAAAACUGAGGUGCAAACCACCUGGCUUUCAUUUAUUUGGAAAGUCUAAGUGGUAAACACUUCUAAGGUGCACUGGUAACAUAGGAUGCCCGGAGCCAGUGGCGUCAACGUCGAGGGCUCUUGCGAGGCCUUGUGUCGAACCCUGGUAUCCCAGAAAGAGACGUCCGACAUCUCCCAGUCCGUCCUCUACACCUCACUGAUGGGCCUGCUGCUGGUCGCCGACAACGAGAAGGAGCCGCUCACCAUAGGAAGUGGAAGGUUUGGCCUUAGAAAUAUAGGAAACACAUGUUUCCUGAACGCAGUAGUCCAAUGUUUGUCUCACACACGUGGCCUACGGGACUACAGCCUCCUCAUGUCCUACAGGGAUGAGAAGUUCUCCAAAGAGGACGCUAAGCUCAUGGAAGCUUUCUGUCAGGUGCUAUCGGGCCUCUGGGAUGUAAACGAAGGGAACACAGUUGUAAACCCACAACGGUUUUACAAUAUCUUCAAAGAAGCUGUGCCUUACUUCAGUGGAUACAGUCAACAGGAUGCACAAGAGUUUCUCAGGUUCCUAUUGGACAAGCUGCACACAGAAAUCAACCGCAGACCCUACGUUCGACGAACGGGGAAGGAGCCUGAACAAAAAAUUGCCAGAUUUAGGAUUUCAGAAGAGGCAGCUGCCAUGUGGAAGAAGCACUUGGAGAGAGAUGACAGCAGGAUAGUAGACCUGUUCUCGGGCCAGCUGAGGAGCUCGCUGCACUGCUCGGUGUGCUCCCACUACUCCAACACAUUCGAUGUCUUCUGUGAUCUGUCGCUGCCCAUCCCCAAGAGGAGCUCCAACGGUGAGGUCACGCUGAAGGAGUGCCUGGACCUCUUCUCUCAGGAGGAGAAACUGGACAAGGAGAAUUCACCAAUGUGUGAGAGGUGUAACAGGCAUACAGAGUGCACCAAGCGGCUUUCCAUCCAGAGGUUUCCCCAGGUCAUUGUGAUCCAUCUGAACCGUUUUACGACGUCACGGUGGUCUAUCAGUAAAAGCACAGUGUAUGUGUCCUUCCCACUCACCAACCUGGACCUUGGACGCUAUGGACCUAUCGACAGUGCCCCAGUUCUGUAUGAUUUAUAUGCAAUAUGUAACCACGCUGGGACGGUGAACAUGGGCCACUACACAGCCUGCUGUUCAGACGAAAAUGGUUGGUGCUUCUACAACGACUCCAGUGUGACUCCAGUCUCAGAGAACCAGCUUCAGACCAAUCAAGCCUAUGUGCUGUUCUACCAGCGCAGCAACAGCACCACCACCGCCAGGAAAUAGACCCGAGACUGGCUGAGCCAAGCAGCCAAUCAGAGCAACUUUACCUCCAGUGUCCAUAGAAACAAAUAGAAGCAGCAGUGCUGUGACUCUGGCAUCUGUGAACAGCUCAAUCUCAAUGAGCAUUGCCCUCAAAUAAACUCUGAGGAGGAGGAGGAGAGAGAGGCCAUGCUCACUUUAAGGAGGGCUUGAAGAGGCAAUCUCCCCCUCCUGAAUCAUGGAGAUGCUUUUGAAGAGUCUCGGUGAGAAAGCUGAGACAGCUCAGACAGACUGCAGUGCAGCCUUAAGAGUCUCUGUGCCCUACUUCUCAGGCAGGAGUGAGCGGCAUAUUUGCACAUGAUGCAGAGCUCUUAAUGGAACAUAACUGUGAUUCAUGCUUGCGAUGCAACAUAAACCAUAAGAAACCAAGAUAAAUCUCGGGUGGAAUAGAAAUUAGGGCAACAUUCGAUUACUCAAUUGUGACAUAGGACUUUCAUUUUAAGCUACAGUUUUGUGAAAUGGUACAGUGCUUUAAUUGAAUAUGCAAAUAUCUGUAACCUAUGCUAUAUCUAUGCACACGGACGGUUAACUCUAAAACUUGAAAACAUUCAAAUAGCUAUAUUUUCCCUCUAACUGGAUUUUAAUUUCUAUGUAUAUAUUCGUAUGUAUAUAUAUAUAUUUUUUACAUUUGUGUCUACAAAUUACACAAUUGAAUGUAGCCUAUUGCAUAUUGAUAUAUGAAACUGUCAAUAAAAGACCA